Messenger RNA from Trichomonas vaginalis G3, 309 nucleotides. RefSeq lists its product as uncharacterized. NCBI's taxonomy places the organism in Eukaryota, Parabasalia, Trichomonadida, Trichomonadidae. The transcript has a single exon. The record is from RefSeq and is a predicted model, not a curated record. Bases 1 to 309 code for a protein of 102 amino acids.
AUGAGAUUUGCCGCAGAAGCAGAAUGCGAUAUCGAAGGAUUCGAAAAUUACAUGACACAUAGUAGGAAACAAGAUCCAGAAGAGAUGAUAGAAGUCAUCAGAUUCCUAGGAAUAUUCAAAUCUCAAAGAACAAAAAUCACAAUAAUUUUAUCGAAAUACAAAACGAAUAUUCCUUAUUACGACUUCCAAUUCUAUUUAUUACAAAGAGUAUUCCAAUGCUACACAGAAACUCCACCUGCUUAUAUCAAACAACUCGAUGAUCUCCAUAGAAGUUAUUUAGUCUGUUUGUCACUUUUCUGGAAUUGUUGA